AUGGUUGCCGAAAAAAUUAGCUGGGACUCCAUCCAAGGCAAGGAACACCCGGUGCUCUCGCCGGGCUUUGUGAGCAACGGCCACGUGUUUACGUCGGGCAUCAUUGGCUCAAACUACGCCACCGGCGAAACCCCAGAAAAGGUCGAGGACCAGGUCCAUCUGGCCAUCAAGAACCUCGAGAACGUGCUCAAGGCUGCCGGCUCCUCUCUCGACAAGGUGUUCAAGGUGACCAUGUUCAUCUCCCACGCAGAGUACUCCAAGGUCGUCAACGAGAUCUACGGCCAAUACUUCCCGCAAAAACCGGCCAGAAGCUGUGUCGUGGUUGCAUUUAUGGAUGCUGCUAUUAAAUACGAGCUGGAGGCUUACCAUAAACGUCCAGAUGCUGGCCACCGCGAGAAUGGCAGCACCGCCAAACCCGGCCGUGAUUCCCAGGGCAGGCACGUAUUUCGGCGCGUCCUUCGCGCGGAAGAUGUUGGUCGAGAUGAGCCCCGCAGCGUUCGCCAACGGCACGCCGACGGCAGAAAUCACCACUCGUCUGUUCUCGUUCGGCGUGUUGUUGUUGUACCACGUGGAGGUGAGCACCGACGACGCCGACGAGCCGGUCGUCAUCAGGAAACACGAGAAGUACGCCACGCCGAUGUGUGCCUGCGUGUCGAUGCAGCCAAACACGACGAACCCGAUCAGCGUGGAGGCCACGGCCAAGACAAUGAAAACGGACCGCACGCGCAGCAGGUCCGACGCGAAGCACCAAAAAAUCAGCGCCACGGCCCCCCACACGUUGGGCGCGACCGUGUACAGGUUGGUCAUGACGGUGCCCUUGCCGAGCGACUCGAUGAUCUGCGGAAACCAGUUGUUGAUGGAGUUGAGCGGCACUCCUAUGAAGAUCUCCUCGAACAUCCACGCAAUGGCGACGGGGUGUCUGAACACCUUUAUGGCGUCCACGAGCGACACUUUCUCGGUGGACAGCGAGGACGAGUCCGUGCGGAUCCGCCAGACGGCACACUCGCGUUCUUCCUCGGUGAGAAAGGCCGCUUUUUCGACCGUCCGCGGCAGGUAGAAGAACGCAAACACCGCCACAAUCACGGUAGCUCCGCCCUCGACCAGGAACAGAAUCUGCCACCCGUGGAGUCUGUCUGUUUUGAUCUGGAACAGGCCGAACGCCAGCAGCCCGGAGAACGCGUUGGCGAUGUUGGCCGCGGCGUAGAAAAUCGACAGCCGUCUGGCCAGCUCGCCACGGCGGUAGAACGUACUCAGGUAAUAGAUGAUGCCGGGAAAAAACGCCGACUCGCACACCCCGAGAAACCAUCUCGCCGCCAUGAGCGAGCCGUAGUUGAACACCGACACGGCGAGCAGCGUGAUGCUGCCAAACGUGAACAUCAGGCACGGGAUCACGUUGGCGGCGUUGUAGCGUUUGAUCAGCAGUGA
Molecule: messenger RNA, 1425 nt
Organism: Ogataea angusta
Lineage: Eukaryota; Fungi; Ascomycota; Pichiomycetes; Pichiales; Pichiaceae
Exons: 2
Coding region: 1-1425 (474 amino acids)
Cellular component (GO): cytosol
Molecular function (GO): deaminase activity
Source: RefSeq, a predicted model, not a curated record